Molecule: messenger RNA, 5847 nt
Organism: Sitodiplosis mosellana (orange wheat blossom midge)
Lineage: Eukaryota; Metazoa; Arthropoda; Insecta; Diptera; Cecidomyiidae
Gene: p120ctn
Product: catenin delta-2
Exons: 12
Coding region: 2152-4935 (927 amino acids)
Biological process (GO): cell-cell junction assembly; cell-cell adhesion
Cellular component (GO): plasma membrane; adherens junction; nucleus
Molecular function (GO): cadherin binding
Source: RefSeq, a predicted model, not a curated record
UAUACAAUGCAACGCCGACAAUCGGAGCGGUGUUUUUUUUCCUCUUCUCCCUUGUGUUGUGUGUAUUUCGAUGUGAACAGCACACGCAAAACUAAAGCAAAGUAAGGAAGAGAAAAAUACAGAGGAAAAACAAAUCUCACUCCAUUCGGUUUUUGAGUGAAGUCUCUUGCAUACUGUAAAUGGAAUACCAGAAGAACCACAAGACACUUACACACACACAAAUACACACACGCUCACAGUCGCACGCAAAUACACAAACACCAGCACACACACACACACACACUGCACAGAUAUGAAACGCACCAACAUUCAAAUUCAAAAUGGCGUCAUCAAUCUGCUUUAGGUUUGGUGAUUUUGUGUGUAUCGCUUCAUAAUAUAACCCAAUUUUUAAUUUAUGUUUCGCAUUUUUUUCGGUCUCGUACGAAUUUAAUAAUAAGUAGCAAGUGAGUGCAACAAUUUACGGUAAAUAAAGAAAAACGUACAAACGAAAAGCCACACCGAAUUAUGAACAAUACCAGUUAAAAGUGCUUCACAACAAACAAACACCACACACAAAAAAGAAAGAAAUAAUACACAGGCAGCGACAAGAGAGAAGAGUGUUUAUCAAAGAGAAGAGGAACAGGCCAAGCAACAUUAGCAGCCGCACCAAAUCUCGUAUCUUGUAUAUUAUUCUCGGGCUGUUUUUUUCCCUUCUUCUGCUGUGUCUUACAUAUGAGAUAAAGUGACUGCAAUUUCAGUUUUUGUUUUUAUUGUUUUGUGCAUAGAAGAGCGAAAAGAAUCCUCUUCUGGAAUAUAUUUCGUUUUUUUUAAUUAAUUUUUUUUAUAUACUUUCCAAUGUAAUUAUUAUACACGGCACCGAUCUCACAAACAAACAACAACAAAAAAAGAAACAACUCCAGUUCCAUUUGAAUCCAAUUGAAGAGUUGGGAAUCAUUUUUUUUUCAUAUUGUGUAUAAAUUUGGUGUGUGGUGAGUGUGUUUUAUGGGAAAGUUCAUUGGGAGUCGCGGCGCGCGGAACAGAGGAAAUAGAAAUUGAAACGAACAAAUUUUGUGCAUUUCGAAAAACUGCUGAGUAAAGGAAGUACAGACACACAAGUGUGUUCAACCAAGAAAAAAAAAACAUCCAAAUUUCUCGGUGCUUUUUUUUUAUUCGUUAGUUCGUUCGCCAGUGCUGUGUCUGUUUCAUUCGUUCCAUCGAAAAAAGAGAGUGUGUGCUUUGCCUUUAUUUUCCGCAUAUAAGCGACAGCUACACUCAUAAUAAAUAACAACAACAACCAACAAAACACGAAUAAACCGAUAGAAAAGACUCAAGUUUGAGGCAAAAUCCCAGCCAACGAAAGCAAAAACCAACAACAACACGCACAGAACGGAAUAUGGAAAUAAAAUUCAAUUAAUGAUCAGUGCAGUCAAAGGAAAAAUAACCACCACCUCAACCCGAAAAAACGAGAAAAAAAAAUCCGAAGAAACGAAACCGAAACGCGAUUCAGUCAGUGAGAUGUGAUUCGAAUUAUACGUGAAUGCACGUACAAUCAAAUCGAAAUAUAUGUAACAAACACAAGAAAAAAAGUUUAGUGCGGAUAAAAAAGAAUCGACGCAAAACAGUAAAACAUCAAAAUUCACAUCGCAAGACCGAACAAACAAACGAUAAAGAGCAGAGGACGGGUGCGAUUUGUUUUGGGAGCACAAUACACAGAGAAAAAAAAGAACGGCUAUAUAACAAAUAGCAAAAUAAGAACAUAACAACAGCACGGGUACCCAUUCAUACCGGAAGCGCGGCGAGACAAGAAUUUGAACGAAUACAUUCCGACGUCAACGACUAGGAGGUAGAGAGGAGAUGCGCGCAAUUCAUUCACAAAGUGCAAUGCCGAUAUCCGAACAAAAUAAAUGAAUAGAAAUCUCACAUAUUCGGGAGCUAGAGAGACAGCAGCAGCAGCAGCAGCAGAAGCAGUAGUAGUAGCAACAAAUUACAUCAAUGCAAAUUCAGAGUUUGUUUGGCAACUCGCAGGGAAUUGAAUGCAACGGUGUAAUCGAAAAUUAAUAGGCAGCUCAAAAUUGCUGUGCAGCAAGCAGCACUACAAUCAUUGCACUUUUUCUUGAAUAUUUCAUUAUCGCUUGAUAAAUUGGCUUCACCAUCGGCCAAACAGAACUAGACAUGCAACAUUUCAACAAUGGUCAUGCAACGGAACAUUCACCGAACUCCUCACAUUUAUCAGUGCACAGUGAUGUUCCAUCUGAUUCGACAGCACCAAAUUCGGCAGCCGUUGCCGCUGCCGCUGCACUUGUAGCACGAACACAUAAACAACAGACAACCCAACAGGUCACAACCGUUACUAAGGUUGUGCGCGAAGUUAAGCACUUAGGCGAUACAGGAGCCUGGUCGCAGUACAUUAAUUAUAACCACUUGGAUCAACAGAAUAGUCAUGGACAACCUUCCCAAGCACACGAUUUAUACGUACAUGGGAACAAUACGGCGGCUAAUGCUGGUAUCGCUGAUCCACAAUAUCAUACUCAUUCACAUAUGCAUCCAGACGCCGCAGCAACGGAUUGGAAUGCCGUGGCCGUAGAUUAUAACCAUUAUCCUUCGACACAAUAUGCGAAUUCUGGACCAUAUGGCACAUCAAUAGGAGCUACGUAUGAAUACAGUGGAGGCGUUAACGAUCAUCGACCAGAAAGUCCUGGCGAUGACAAGCAGCAAGCGCAACAUAAUAUAAUACCAGCGGGUGUUGCAUACUUACAAGCGCCGUAUCACGAUGAAUUGUCCGAUUUUCGGAUAACACCAUCGCCGGGUGGACCAAUGCUAGACCAUCGAUACCAAGACGAUUCAGCGAACAUGGUAUAUGGAUAUGUGUCCUCGCCGUAUGGUACAACAAAUCCGGCUGCAGGUUAUCUUGUUCAUCACAGUGGAUUCGCUACGAGUGGCAAAUUUAGUGAGGAAGAUGCCUUACAAAAGCAUAUGUCACACAUGGCGAUAGUGGAUAGUGAUCAGCAGCAGCAGCAACGUGGUAGUGCUGCAUCGGCAGCGGUAAGCGCAUCGAUGCGCUGGCGUGAUCCGAAUUUGACGGAAGUGAUUAGUUUCUUGAACAAUCCAAAUAACGUGAUUAAAGCGAAUGCAGCGGCAUAUUUACAACAUUUAUGCUAUAUGGAUGAUCCGAAUAAGCAGCGUACACGAACACUGGGCGGUAUACCGCCACUCGUAAAACUGUUGUCACACGACAGUCCGGAGGUGUAUCGCAACGCGUGCGGUGCCUUACGGAAUCUAUCGUAUGGCCGUCAAAAUGAUGAGAAUAAGCGGGCCAUCAAGAAUGCAGGCGGUAUUAUUGCGUUAAUUAAUUUACUUAGGCGAACAACGGAAUCGGAGGUGAAGGAGCUUGUCACCGGCGUCAUAUGGAAUAUGUCAUCGUGUGAGGAUCUCAAGCGAUCGAUUAUUGAUGAUGGUGUUAGUGUGAUUGUAACAUAUAUUCUGAUUCCGCAUUCCGGAUGGGAUGUCAAUAGUCCCGGCGAUCCAUGCUAUUCAACCGUUUUUCGAAAUGCAUCGGGCGUAUUACGGAAUGUUAGUUCGGCCGGUGAAUAUGCGCGCACGAAACUUAGAGAUUGUCCAGGCCUUGUUGAUUCCCUAUUGUAUGUUGUUCGGGCAGCAAUUGAAAAGUCAAAUAUUGGAAAUAAAAUUGUAGAGAAUUGCGUGUGCAUCCUACGUAAUUUAUCAUAUCGAUGUCAAGAGGUCGAAGAUCCAAAUUACGAUAAACAUCCGUUGCCAACGCAAAGUCGAACCACAAACAGUUCACAAUCGUCGUCGUCGGCUGGCGGUGGUACCGGUGGUGCAUCGUCAUCGUCGUCGUCGUCAUCGUCGUCAAAGGGCGAUAAUCUUGGUUGCUUCGGUGCAAGUAAAAAGAAAAAAGACGCAAACAAUGAAUACAAAGAUAGUUUGUCGGGCAGUGCAAAUGCGGCGAACGGUAGUGCCGGUGGUACAACGUCACGAAGCUCAUCCCAAAGACAAGAACCGAUCAAAGGCUACGAACUUCUGUGGCAACCGGAAGUCAUUCAAUCCUAUUUGGCACUGUUGCAAUCGUGCUCGAAUCCAGAAACAUUGGAAGCGGCCGCCGGAGCCAUUCAAAAUUUAGCCGCCUGCUACUGGCAACCCAGCAUCGAAAUACGGGCCGCCGUUCGAAAAGAAAAGGGACUGCCGAUUUUAGUGGAACUCUUGCGAAUGGAAGUGGAUCGUGUUGUGUGCGCCGUUGCGACCGCAUUACGAAAUUUAGCUAUUGAUCAGCGAAAUAAAGAAUUGAUCGGGAAGUAUGCAAUGCGUGAUUUGGUUCAAAAACUACCGUCAGGCAAUCCACAACAUGACCAGGGCACAUCGGACGACACAAUAGCCGCUGUGUUGGCCACACUCAAUGAAGUGAUUAAAAAGAAUGCCGAAUUUUCACGAUCACUGCUCGAUGCUGGCGGUGUUGAACGACUUAUGAAUAUCACGCGACAACGUCAAAAAUACACAAAUCGUGUAUUGAAAUUUGCCGGCCAAGUGCUUUUCACCAUGUGGCAGCAUCAAGAGCUACGCGAUGUGUACAAAAAGCAUGGUUGGAAAGAGCAAGAUUUUGUGACGAAAACAAUUGCCGCACGAAAUGCAGCGCCGAAUUCACCAAAUAAUGCAAACAGCACAUUGAACCGUCCGAUGGCAUCGCAGAGUGGUACACGAUACGAAGAUCGCACCAUUAAGCGAAACGCUGGCGGCAGCCAACAACAAUCGAUGACGGCCAGUGGCCAAGCACAACCGCAGCAGGCACCGGUGAACAAUAUUGGCAACCUGCACUAUCAGCACAACGAUGAGUUGGGCUUGUCAGCGGAUAUGGCAUAUGCGGAUGCAUCAGCGCAACAGCAACAGGUUCGAGUGUAUCCGAAUGGUCCGAAUCAACAGCAGCCACCAUCCGUAAGUCAUUAAUCCAAAAUACCCACACACACACACACAACAAAAAAAAAAACACAAAACAAAAACAAACAAAAAAAAACCACACAAACACUUUUAUUGCCAAAAAUCUCUCGCGAAACAAUGGGCGUAAAAAAAACACGAGAAAUUCUGUUCAACUAUUGAUUCGAUUUGAAUUGUAUAAGAGAAUACGUCUAUAAAUAGAGAUUUCACGCGACCGAUCUAUUUGAAUAUUAACAAGAACCCAAUUGAUUCACAAGAACAAGAAUUAAUAAUGAAAAAUAACAGUAAAAUCAGCACAACCACCAAAAUUAAAUGUAUCUACAAGAAAAAAAAAAAAAGAUACAGAUUUUGUUUUUGUUCGUUUCGAAUGGAAAGAAUUAGUGAAAAAUAUUGACGAAGAAGAACGAAAAAAAAUGCUAAGAACUUAUUAAGCCAACAGUUAAAGAUUCUCUGUUAUUUGAUUGACCUCUACACAAAUAUAUAUGUUUUUUUUUUAUAUUUUGUUUUACUUUUCCUGUAGAUUUGAAAGAAGAAAAAAAUAGAGAAAAUAAAUUCUUUUUAUUUAUAUUAUUUUACAAGCAAAUGAAAAAAAAUAAUGUGUAUGUAAAACAAGAGGAAAGAAUUUGAAAUGUAUUCGAGGUCGAUCGAUGGUUUUGACACGUUAAAUUGUGAAGUAAAAAAUACAAUCUGCCGUGAAAAAAACCAGCCAUAAUGCAAUAGAUUCCUUUGACAAUUGAAAAAAAAAAUGACAACCAUUUUCCACGGUCCGGCACCAAAACGGUCAAAACCAUCGCGAUCCGACGCUUAUGCGAAAUUUAUGAAGAGAAAGGUGAUGACAACAAGAACAACAGACAAAAACAAAUUGUAAUUAAUUAUAUAAAUCUUUAUAUGUACAACAAAUGAAUAAAUAUAGACGUAAAUAAA